AUGAAUAGUUUAGCUAUGCGCUAUAAUAAUGGAGAAGGAACAGAAAAGAAUUUAGAAAAAGCCUUACAGUUAACUGUAUCAAAAAAAGCAGAAAAUGGUGAUGAGGAAGCAAUGUUUGAUUUAGCUAAUAGUUAUUAUAAUGGAAAAGGAACAGAAAAGAAUUUAGAAAAAGCCUUACAGUUGUAUCAAAAAAAGCAGAAAAUGGUGAUGAGGAAGCAAUGUUUGAUUUAG
This is a messenger RNA of Rhizophagus irregularis DAOM 181602=DAOM 197198, 231 nucleotides long. RefSeq lists its product as uncharacterized. NCBI's taxonomy places the organism in Eukaryota, Fungi, Glomeromycota, Glomeromycetes, Glomerales, Glomeraceae. The record is from RefSeq and is a predicted model, not a curated record. Gene Ontology annotation, molecular function: protein binding.